ACUUCCUCUAGCUGCAGCCACCAGCUGAGUUCCUUAUUUGGGGCUUGGUGGAGCUGGGCACCAGGGUGUUGGUGACAGCGCUGAGGGGCCCCCUCACUGCCCCAUCAUGGUAUCUGCUCUCACUGUCCUCUUCAUCGGCUGCUGGCUGGCCGGGCAGAGCGAAGUGUCCAGAGAGCUCCCUGCACCCAGACCCUCCAUCUCCGUCAGCCCCAGCGGGGUGAUAGUCCCAGGGGCAGCCGUCACCAUCCGCUGUCAGUGCCGGAGCGAGGCCAGGAGGUUAUUUCUGUAUAAAGGUGAAAUCCAAAUCCAGGAGCUGGACGUUGCUGGGGACGGGGGUGAAUUCACCAUCCCCAGCGCCAGACAGGAAGACGCAGGGUUCUACAGCUGUAGAUCUCACUCCAGAUCGGAGCCGGAUCCCCGUGAUUACGUGCAGAUUGUUGUAGCAGAGCUCAGCUACCCCAAACCCUCCAUCUCCCUGAGCCCCCUCUGGGGAGUCGCCCUGGGGCGAACUGUGACCAUCCGGUGUGAGUGUCGAUGCCAAAAAGUGACGUUCCUCAUGUAUAAACUUGGAAACCCGGACGUACGGUGCUGGGCAGAGACUUCUGGGGAUGUGGCUGAGUUUACCAUCCACAACGUGAGCCGGAGACACACAGGGAGCUACAGCUGCCAAUAUAGCACCAAAUCGGACCUCUCUGUCUGGUCGCAUCCCAGCAACCCCGUGGAGCUGAUAGUAGCAGGGGGAACUGACCCGACUUGGCCAGGAACGGCGCCGGCUCCAACCCACCCAGGUGGCGCAAGUCCGGGUACCGGGGCUUAAGGCAGGAAAUCACCAUCAGCCCCCCCAGAAACAGAUUACAGCCGGGACAACAUUGUCCGUCUGGCUCUGGGCGCCGGGAUCCUGCUGGCCCUGGCGCUGAUCUUGGCCGAGGCUGCCCAUGGAUGGAGGAGGGGCAGACGCUAGCUCAUCUCUGGACCCCCCAGCGCUGCAGCCCGACUUGACUCGUCUAAAGGACUUUCUCCCGGAGAGGCCGGAGCCAGCCAGCCUGACUCUUGUUUAAGGACUUUUGUUUUCCCCUCUGCGAGCUGGAAGUUGUCCCAUUGCCGUGACCUGCAGCCCCCAGCCCGUCCACGGGGACAGCUGAUUAGCAGCGCCCCGAAGGCCCUGGAGAUCCUGUUCCCUUCCCUGGUUGUGCUGUUUUCCUCCCCACUGUGUCUUUUCUCCUCUCCUAGCUCACUCUCCUGGCUUUCCAUCGGGUGCUGCAGUCGGGUGUAUGGCACCAAUCCCACCUGCCCUGCCUAAGGAGAACGGACUCAAUGCGGGGCCGGUCCUACCCAGAUUGUCACCAUCCAGGGUCUGAGCAGCAGGGAUCAGGCUCACCUUGCAGCCAAAGCACUCGCUUGUCACUAACCCAAGUCCAGUGUCCAACACCAUCCCCAGAAGCCGUAUUUCACCCCCAUUUCCAUCCUGUCUCUCCCCCACCACCUGUCUCUCCGUUUGCUAACGUAAGGGGACUGUUGGCCCCUCACUGACGCUUAGUGGGUUUUUAGGCCCUCUCGCAGUACUAAAGAAAGGUACUGAGCUAAGAUUUCCCAAACACUUCAACCAAAACACAGUGGUUUAGGUCAAAUAUAGAACAGAUUUAUUAACCCCAGAAGGAGAGAUUUUAAGUGGCUAUAAGAAGCGGGUGCAGAGAUGUUACUUAAGAA
This is a messenger RNA of Dermochelys coriacea (leatherback sea turtle), 1707 nucleotides long. Its product is annotated as leukocyte immunoglobulin-like receptor subfamily A member 6. The transcript has 7 exons. Lineage: Eukaryota; Metazoa; Chordata; Testudines; Dermochelyidae. Bases 107 to 817 code for a protein of 236 amino acids. The record is from RefSeq and is a predicted model, not a curated record.